Messenger RNA from Sungouiella intermedia, 3132 nucleotides. The record is from the annotation of a GenBank genome assembly. NCBI's taxonomy places the organism in Eukaryota, Fungi, Ascomycota, Pichiomycetes, Serinales, Metschnikowiaceae.
AUGAAGCUUUCUCCUGAAACGGUGAAAAAUCUCCAACAUAACACGGCCAAUGUCCGAAACAUAUGCAUUUUGGCACAUGUGGACCAUGGCAAAACAUCGCUAAGUGACUCAUUGUUGGCCACCAAUGGUAUCAUCUCACAGAGAAUGGCUGGUAAGGUCAGAUACUUGGACUCUCGAGAAGAUGAGCAGUUGCGAGGCAUCACCAUGGAGUCGUCGGCAAUAUCACUCUAUUUCCGAGUGAUGAGACGUAAGGAGGGUACUGAGGAGGUGGAGACAAACGAGCAUUUGAUUAAUUUGAUCGAUUCUCCUGGCCAUAUUGACUUUUCCUCGGAGGUCUCCAGUGCCUCCAGAUUGUGUGAUGGAGCAGUGGUGUUAGUGGACGUUGUGGAAGGUGUUUGUUCGCAGACAGUCAAUGUGUUGAGGCAGUGCUGGGUGGAUAAUUUAAAACCGCUUUUGGUGAUCAAUAAGAUCGACCGUUUGGUGACCGAAUGGAAACUUCUGCCUCUUGAAGCUUAUCAACACAUCUCCAGAAUUAUCGAGCAGGUCAAUUCAGUUAUUGGCUCGUUUUUUGCCGGCGACAGAAUGGAGGAAGACUUGAAAUGGAGGGAAGCUGGAGCCACUGGCGAAUUCGUAGAGAAAUCCGACCUGGACCUCUAUUUCACACCUGAGAAAAACAAUGUCAUUUUUGCCUCAGCCAUGGAUGGCUGGGCCUUCUCCAUUAACACAUUUGCCCGUAUUUAUCUGGCCAAGUUGGGCUUUUCGCAUAAAGCGUUGUCCAAGACUUUGUGGGGUGAUUUUUACUUGGAUAUGAAGAACAAGAAGGUGAUUCCAGGCAACAAGUUGAAGCCGUCACAGUCCAAUCUCAAGCCAUUGUUUGUGUCUUUGAUCUUGGAGCAGAUCUGGAACAUCUAUGACGCUUGUGUCCUCGAACGUGACGAUGAGAAAAUUGAAAAGAUUGUAGCCAAGUUGGGUGCCAAGGUGUCUGCCAGAGACUUGCGCUCUAAUGACUACAAGAACUUACUCAACCAAAUAAUGUCCCAGUGGAUUCCUCUCAGUCAUGCUUUGCUUGGUGUGGUGAUUGAGUACUUGCCUAACCCACAGACUGCUCAGCAGGAAAGAAUCGACAAAAUCUUGGAUGAAUGUUUGUACAGUGCCAUCGGCGAUGAAAUGGUCAAUAAUGCCGACUUGCUUGACCUUGAUUUUAAAAACUCAAUUACCAACUGUGAUUCUACGCUGCCCGAAGAUCAUACUUUAGCAUAUGUAUCCAAGAUGCUCUCGAUUCCAGACAGCGAACUCCCCAAGGAAGUGACAGUAGCACCCACCCAGGAAGAGAUUGAGGAAAGACAAAAGAGGGCCCGUGAGCAGGCCAAAAAGGCUUCUGAAGCUGCUGCAGCGUUGGCUGACUUGAAGGUUUCGCAGGAUAGUGAUGAGAUUUACUUGGAAACUAAGCCAGAUCAGUUUCAGUGGGAGUUCGAAGAGGACGAAGAUGAUGAGGAUGAUAAGCCUCUUGAGAAAGAGACCUUGGUGGCCUUUACUCGUGUAUAUUCAGGUGAAUUAUCUCGCGGCCAACUUGUUUGUGUUGUUGGCCCCAAGUAUGAUCCAUCUUUGCCAAAAGAUCACCCUAACAACAUCGAGCAGCUCACAGAAGACAUUGAAAUUGAGGAUCUUUUGCUUAUUAUGGGCAGAGAGUUUGUCAGGGUCGACCUGGUACCUGCUGGAAAUAUUGUGGGUGUGGUGGGUUUGGGUGAUAUCAUUCUUAAGAAUGCAACUAUCAUGUCAGAAGUUCCUGAGGAGAAGCCAUACCUCAAUCUUGCGUCUACUUCAACUUUGAUUCACAAUAAACCGAUCAUGAAAGUGGCUAUUGAGCCUCAGAAUCCACUCAAGUUGUUCAAGUUGGAGAAGGGCUUGGACUUAUUAUCCAAAGCAGAUCCUGUCUUGGAAUGGUAUGUCGACGAUGACUCCGGUGAGCUUAUUGUAUGUGUCGCUGGUGAGUUGCACCUUGAGAGAUGCUUGCAGGAUUUGGAGAAGAGGUUUGCUCCUGGAUGUGAUGUGGUAGUCAAGGAACCAGUUAUUCCGUUCAGAGAAGGUCUCGCCUUUGAUGCCCCUCCAUCCCCAGACUCCAAAGAAGUGCUUGAAGAUGUUGAGGCAGAGGUUGGACUGGAUGAGGUGGAGUUGGAUAUCGAGACAUUUCCAUUGCGGCCAGAAGUAACCAAGUUUUUGAUUGACAGCGAAGAGGAGAUCGAUGCAUUUGUCUCUCUCAGACUCAAGCAUUCCAUCGAGGAUGCCAUGGCACUUGCGCAGACUUUCCGUGAUAAGUUGGUGGAUGUGCUCGAGAAAAACCUCCUUGACACUAAGGUCAUGAGCAUUUUCGGAUCCAUCGAUGUUUUUGUUGACAACAUCAUCAGUUUUGGCCCCAAGAGAGUGGGACCCAAUUUCUUCGUGGAAGACCCACAGAACAACAAGCAAUUUCGCCGAGUGUUUGUGACCGAGAAUGAAGAGAAGUUUGAGUUCGAAUCCAAUGUGCUUAAUGGCUUCCAAUUAGCUAUGAACGAGGGGCCCCUUGCCUCGGAACCCAUUCAAGGCACUAUCACAGUGUUGCAUAAGUCUUUCCGCCCAGAAAGCGAAGAGAUUUUACUUAAUCUCCCUGGAAGGGUGUUAAAGCGUACACAACAACUCGUGCAUGCCGGUUUCUUGAAGAAUGCUCCACGGUUGUUCCUCGCGAUGUACACUUGUGAAAUCCAAACGUACCCAGAAGUGUUGGGUAAAGUGUAUGCCGUUGUGCAGAAGCGUGGAGGCACAAUCAUAUCUGAAGAAAUGAAUGAAGGUACUCCGUUUUUCAUCAUCAAUGCACGUAUCCCAGUCGUGGAGGCAUUUGGAUUCUCAGAGGAAAUCAGAAAACGGACAUCGGGAGCCGCAAGUCCACAAUUGCUUUUCGAUGGGUUUGACAUGUUGGAUAUCGAUCCUUUCUGGGUUCCUCACACCGUGGAAGAGUUGGAGGAUCUUGGAACGUUUGCUGAAAGAGAGAAUGUGGCCAGAAAGUACAUGAACAACAUUAGAAGAAGAAAGGGAUUGUUUGUGGAUGAGAAGGUGGUGAAGAAUGCCGAAAAACAGAGAACCUUGAAGAGAGAUUAA